Messenger RNA from Melitaea cinxia (Glanville fritillary), 2570 nucleotides. RefSeq names its product kinesin-like protein KIF15. Lineage: Eukaryota; Metazoa; Arthropoda; Insecta; Lepidoptera; Nymphalidae. The transcript has 18 exons. The record is from RefSeq and is a predicted model, not a curated record. Bases 1 to 2466 code for a protein of 821 amino acids.
AUGCCAGUAGGCUACGAUGAACCUAACAUGAGCGACGCAACACUGCUUGUCAGCGUUGAGGACCUCAUCCACAGAGCACUCGGCUCUCCUGAUGUGAAUACGGUAAAUUUCAAAUUGGUUCAAAUGAUCCUUCACAUCUUAGCGAGACAGCAACGUAUGCUAGAACAAAAAGUAGAGAUAAGAGGCGCAGAUAUAAAAGCACCUCAAACAAAAGCUAAAAAGGACCGCCGUCAAGAUUCACCGGACAGUUCAUCCUCUAAAAGUCCUCGGUCUCCUGUCAAAGGUCGCAUGCCUGGAAUUAAGGAAGAACGAAACGUUAAGAAAGAUAAAAAAGGUAUAGAAGAUAAAGGAAAAAAACUGCAAAAAGAUGAAAAAGGUCAACAAAAAGAAAAAGAUAAAAUGCAAAAGGAAUUAGCAAAAGCUGAAAAGGAAAAUGAGAAGUUAGAUAAAGCGACAAAGAAGGAUAAAGAACGAGACGAAAAACAAAAGAAGCAAGCAGAGAUGGACGAAGGGAAGAAAAUGCGGGAAAAAGUUGAAUUCGCCGAGGGGCGGGGCGUUGACCUUGAAGGGCAGAGCGACCACGUAUCGCCCUGCGUAAUCGCGCACGUAACCAUACCCCUGGACAUCAAUGGUUCCGUAUCUCCUAUGCCUAAUACUGAAGCUCAAAGGGACGAUGAAAAGGUUCUCGUAGACGGACGUCGCCCAAGUAUAGACAUUGUGACUCAAUCACAGUUUGCCCUGCUGGAGGUGACAGUGAAAGAUUUAAAGAAAGUAGCUCUUCCUAAACCGUUGGUGCUCCCUGAUAAUGAGAAGUUAAAAAGUGAUCUAGCGAAAGGAUAUGCAACGCUACCAGACACUAUGCAGGCUAUGCAGGUCACAGCUCGUCUAAAAGCAGCAGAAGAUGCCAUUAAUCGUAUGGCAGGACUAUUGACCCAGCUCGCUGCAGCUGGUGAGCUACCAGGAGAUAUCGCUGAAAAGGUUGAGGAAGUGAAAAUUGAACCACUCAAAGAACCGGAACCUAUGGAAGCAGCAAAACCAGUGACGUCAGCGAAGUCAGUAGUUUCAAGAAAGUCAGUUGCUAUUGACCCGAAAGCGUCUCAGGCAGACGCGAGGCCAAGAUCACACUCUGCUCCAGGAACACCUCGGGCAUCACACGCGACCAGCAAACAGUCUAUACUUUCAAAAUAUUCUACUUUGUCCAUGUCUGGAGUCACGCACGAUGAGCUAAACGCUGCUUUGAGCGAGCUAAGAGAGGAACUGUUGAAAAACUUAAACAACAUGACGACCAGAGCGACAACGGCAGCUGAUAAUGCUCUACAUACAGCUAUGACUUUAGCGGAAAAGUUAGAAAUUGCGGUGAAAUUGGACACUCGCAUAUCAGUACUCUACUCCGUGGUAGCAGAUUACUCGGAACAGUUGAGCGGGUUUGAUUCAGGAUUGAGUACUCAGAUGCAAAGUUUCCAAGACCAAAUGAACCAGAUACGAGCGGAUCUCAAGAGUGGUCUGACGCAAUUAGAAAAUGUUAAUAAUAAUGCUGAAACUGCGGCUGUGAUGGAGCUAACGGAGCGCUAUCAAGACCUAGUGACGGAUCUGGAAGCGACACUUCACGCGCACAAGACUCUCAGCACACAGAACACAAGUUUAGGAGGAGAUAUGCAUAGUUUAGUGGAAUGCGUGGAGAUGUUACGGGAACAGAAGUCUGAUCGAGAUGAGGUUUUGGACGGACUCAGGGAUAAGGCGGACACCACCCGGCUAGCGGGCUUACUCACCGAAGUAGAGUUCGCGGAGGCUCGCGCGGACUUCGAGCGACGCAUCGCUCUCUGUCAUGAUAAGUUCAACAGACAGGAGGCUGUGUGGAUGGCGGCGAUAAAAGAUCUCACAAAGAUAACAGAUAACAAAGCGGAGUUAGUUGAUCUACUGUCCGCUCGCGACGAGGCUGAGAAGUAUCUCCAACUUCUGGACGAGAAGAUACAAGUGCUGGCUGCAGUGCUAGGAGAGCCUAAGGCGGCGUUGCUAAGGCGGCAGUUGGCGGUGGGCGCCGUCUGUGCAGCGUGCGGGGCGGCCGCCAGCAUGGAGGCGCGCGAGGCCGCGGCCGGCGCGCCGCCGCCGCUGCCCGCCCUGCGCCCGCCCGCAGACCAGCCCUCACUGCCUUGCAUCGCGGACUGGGUAGCACCACAGCCGGAGGAGAAGAGGCACAUUUGUCAUCGCUGGUGUGGCGGCUCUCACACUCGUAUAACUGAGGCUACGACUAAGGAACGCGCCCCUCCUGCUGCGUUGGAAACUGUCGCCACAAGGAAAUAUACGGGCUACGGUGACGAUGGACGGUUGUACAUGAUGGAAGAGAAAUUAGAACCGUGUCUUGAGUGUAAUCAAUUGAGCUCAGACAUGCAGCCGGCUCAAGAGCUCGGCGCAGACUGCGGCGCCGGGGACUCCCCGUCUCCCCACUCUAAUACACCGAUGCAGUAGUUUUGAUAAUUUACAUGACUCUUGAGAUUUUUUAUAAUUAUGUAAUGUUCUUUGUUAUUUGAAAUAAUGAUUUUUCUAUCAAAUAAAAAUAAACUGUUUAAAUU